Messenger RNA from Populus trichocarpa (black cottonwood), 1137 nucleotides. Its product is annotated as wound-induced protein 1. Lineage: Eukaryota; Viridiplantae; Streptophyta; Magnoliopsida; Malpighiales; Salicaceae. The transcript has a single exon. The record is from RefSeq and is a predicted model, not a curated record. Bases 104 to 589 code for a protein of 161 amino acids.
CAUGCCACAUACCACGCACCAAAACAUUCAAGUUUAGUUCUAAGUUCAUUAAUUACCUGCCUUGCUUCUUAGUUUACUAAAUUCAAAUCCAGGAUACAACACCAUGUCUGCCAAUGCCAUUGAAUCCCCUAUGCCGGAAUCCUUUUUGAAAGUAGAAAUGCAAAACAAGGGCAUUGUUGAUGCACUGUAUAAGGGAUUAUCAAAUGGUCACAUGGGGACAGUGGCCAAACUCAUAGCAAGUGAUCUAGAAUGGUGGUUCCAUGGACCUCCACGAUGCCAACACAUGAUGAGAAUACUCACCGGGGAGUCUAGCCACACCAAGUUCAAGUUCGAGCCAAGAAGCAUUGAGGUCGUCGGUGAUUGUGUGAUUGCGGAGGGCUGGGAAGGUGCACAAGUUUACUGGGUGCAUGUAUGGACCUUGAAAGAUGGUGUGAUCACACAAUUUAGAGAGUACUUCAAUACAUGGCUCACCGUGAAGGAUAUAAGCCCACAUGGUUGGGAAAUUAGGCAUGAGAACCACACCUUGUGGCAGAGCCACCCAAGAGACCUUUUCAGCCGCUCAUUGCCUGGCCUUAUUCUCGGUAUUUAGGGGCUAGUACUUCUGUAACAACUGUGACAUUAUUGCACGAAAGGGAAAUAGACCUACAAGUAAUAAUACAAGAAAACUGAAAAUCAUGUGUACUGUACUUAUUGAGAAUAAUAUAAAUCAUAUCCUGGAACCUCACCUAACAGCUUAAGCUUUCGGGUUGAGAUGGUUCUUUGACAUGGUAUCAGAGCCUUGAUGACUAAGCGGUCACGAGUUCGAAUCUCACCAUCCCCAUUUAUUUGAUAAAAAUUAAGCACAAGGUAAUGUGGGUCUGUGCAAGUUUCAAGCCCAAAGGGCUUUCACUUGAGGGGGUGUGUUAGAGAAUAAUAUAAAUCAUAUCCUGGAACCUCACCUAACAGCUUAAGCUUUCGGGUUGAGAUGGUUCUUUGACACCUAUUAGCUUAAGCUGAUCAGUUUUUUCGUCUUAAUUUAAAUUCUCUUCUGAAAAAUAUCUGAACCCGUACCAUAUAUAUUAUGGAAUCAAGCAUGGUACCUAGUUUCUUACUGGAAGAAUUUUCCAGUAAACUGGGACGUUGUUGAGCUCUUCAAAA